GGUGGAGUGGUGGGUCCCAGGAUUGAAAUUCAAUCGCUCUGCUUUUAUUCCUCCUCUCUCUUCCCCCCAGAGCUGCCAGGGAAAGGGAAAGGAGAGGGAGAGAAAACCGCGAUUGGGAAGGUCGAUAAGGAAGGGCAGGGAAAGGAGGACGGUGGAAGACCGACUUACUUGAUGAAAGAGCGAGGGAAUUGGGCUGGUGGAAGGAGGAGAGAGAUAGAAAGAUAGAUAAGAGGAGUGGAGGGUAUAGUGGGGGGUGGAGAGAGAGAGAUAAGGAAGGGAGUGGGUCAUACUGGAGGCAGAAAAAUAGAGGUGAAUGUGUUCGAAUGAAGAGAGCAAAGCGGGGCACGCAGGGCUUUGAUCCCAAGUUCUGCUGAGCGCCAGAGAUCUGAUUCUGUAGGGUAUGAACCCAAGAAAGACUAUAAAGUUUCCUGCCGCCAAUGAGCCGAUAAGGGGCUGCCUUCCUCCUCCUCCUCUUCCUCCUCCUGAAUCUGCUUAACCCGUAGGAGAUACCUCUGGCCAACACCAGUAACCAGGUAAGACCGUGGCGCCAUGACAUUGUUGCUCCUGUGCAAGAUGGCCUUAGGGAGAUGAGGGAGGCUUGUCCUCAAAAAUCUGUUCCUCUGGAUUCCCUACCCCUCUCUGCCUUUUGAACAUGGGUGGGUGGGAACCAAGGAAUAAUAAUAAUAAUAAUAAUAAUAAUAAUAAUAAAUUUAUUAUUUAUACCCUGCCACUCUGGGCUGCUUCCAACAGAACACUAAAAUACAAUAAUCUAUUAAACGUUAAAAGCUUCCCUAAAGGAAGGGGCAGGUUUUGUGGGGCAAGCAGUUAUCUUCUAGUUGUGCCUCCUUCCUGCCUUGUUUGAGAAGAAGAGCAUCUUAACAGAGAACAGUCCCUGUCUUCAGGUCAGUCUCCUGCCUCUGUGGGCCCAGGACCGAAGAUUCCUGAAGGAUAAGGCUAUCAAGGGAUGCUAGCAUUGAUGGGAAUGCUCUCCCUCCACUGUUGUGCCUCUGAAUGCCAAGUGGGGAGAGUUGCUGGGCCUUGGGGGGCUUCCCCCUGGGGCAUCUGGUUGGCCACUGUAGGAACAGGUUCUGUAGGGCUAGAUGCAGAAUCUCUGGACGCCACAGUGUCCUCAGAGGAUGCUCCUGAGGCAUAGCAAUGUCUCCGCUGCCUAUCAACCUCUCUACAUCGGUGGCCCCACGCUAGGUAUUUUGGACUCUGCAGCUUUCCCUAGGCAAUGCUCCUCUGGAUCUAGGAUUGCCAAUGUCUCUCUGUGUGUGUUUUAAACUGGACUUCUUCCUGUGCUGUGCAGAAUGGAAGCAGGUGGAUUCCUUCCCCAAUCCCCCGUCAUGGAAUAAUGGAGAAAGCUGCUUCUUCUUUUGCUAUGUUUGGCUGCUGUUUCAAUAGCAGAGGAGCAAGGGUGGGGUGGGGAGUUGGCAACUUAGCUAGGUCUGCCGUGCUUCCUCACCACAGCACCUCCUCUUUACCACUGGCCCUGAACGGGUUAAAACGCCUUUUAGCACAAGCUCUUUCCGACUGCUGGGUGUGUCGGGGUUAUGCAUGCGGGGACACACACACACACACACACACACACACACACGGACCCCUGUGACUGAUGCAAAAUAUGUUUCCUCGCCCCCGCCACCAGCUGCCCCAGCGCCUUUUGUCUCAGCUGCUGCGUCCAAAUGCCAGUGGAUGAAUAAAUAACAAGAGCUAAUGGCAGCCUCCAGCUAUUUCCACCCCACAGCCCUCUCUCUGCACCCCCUGCCCCACCCAGCCCUCAGAGAAGAUAGGCCCACUUUUAGCCGUGGUCAGGGACCUACAUCCCUCGCACUGCGGGCUACCCAACAAAGAUGAGACCAUGCCUUGGGUCGGGGUGUGUGUGUGGCUCUGGGCAUAUCAACAGGCGGAUUGAACUCGCUGUUGGCUGGCCUAGCCUCCUGUCACUCCCAGGGUCUGGUCAGCCAGCUCAUCCAGGGGCUUUGCGUUUCCGUUGGCUGCACUGCUAAAGUCGCACUGCAAGCUUUGGCCAAUUAACCACUGGCAGACUGAUGGGUGUAUCCCUGAUUCAUCGGUGAGGCUGCUAGCACUUAAAAAGACUCAGAAAGGGCUGGCUCUGUGCAGGCCACAGGUAUGAUCUGCGCCAGGUUCAGUCCCCAGCACCUCCAAGUAUAGCGCUGCCUGAAAACCUGGAGAGUCACUCAGUGUAGACAGUUCUGAGGUACUUGGACGAAUGGCCUGAGUCAAUAUAAGGUACCUUCCUAUGGUUGUAUGCACUGUAUAAAUGCCAAAAGUUGGCAUAACACAUUAUGAAGGAGACACAUUGCCUGGAUGUCCUUUCUUGGGCACACUAGAAUGUUUUGGGAUAACCUGACGUUCAACGCUCCAGUUUUGAUGAAGAAUCUUGGGGAGCGUUUCCCCUCUUAUUUUGGCGCACAAACAAAAUACAGUAGUACCUCGGGUUAAGUACUUAAUUCAUUCCGGAGGUCCGUUCUUAACCUGAAACUGUUCUUAACCUGAAGCACCACUUUAGCUAAUGGGGCCUCCCAUUGCCGCCGCACCGCGGCCGCACAAUUUCUGUUCUCAUCCUGAAGCAAAGUUCUUAACCUGAGGUAAUACAGUAUUUCUGGGUUAGCGGAGUCUGUAACCUGAAGCGUAUGUAACCCGAGGUACCACUGUACAGCUGCAACUGUAUGUAAUUUCACAUUUACCUACCAUAGAUGGCAGGAGCCUGUCUUAAAUCCUGUGUUUAUAUGGCGUCAGACACAGCUGCGGGGUGAUAGAAAUAAUAACAUUAGUAGGAGCUGGUGCAGCCCGGUGGCUAAAAGGCUGGGCUACAAAUCAGGAAAUCCGCCCGGUUUGAAUCUGCCUCAAGCUCACUUGAUGGCCUGAGGUAAACUCCUCCCCAUCGCGCUCAGUUCUUCCCUUCCGCAGUAUUGAGGGGGGACCUACUUUACAGGGUUGUUGUAAAGGUUGCAACUGGAUACUACAUGUGCAUUGAACUCUCAACAGUGCUAUGCGAAUGCUAAAUGAGCUUAUUACCCAUAAUAAUACUUUAGUUCCUAAACUCCCUAUCCCUACAGACCACCUGAAAAUUGCUGAAGGUCUUGGCAGAGGAUUUAAUGAUUUGACUGCCUUGUGGAGCAAUUGUAACGUUCUAGAUGCUCUGCGAUUUAUGUUGAUUGAAUCGGGAUGAAACUUCCUAAUUCUAGCCCUGCAUUCACUUCACUGCUGAUCCUCUCCCCUCCUUUCAAGUGCCUCUUCCAUACCUACCUGUCUCUGAUCCAUCCCACUCACACCUUCUGGGCAGAGGUUGGGUGGCCACCUGUCUUGGGUCCUUUUGUUGAGGUUCUUGCAUUGCAGGGGGUUGGACUAGAUGACCCUUGGGGUCCCUUCCAACUCUCCGAUUCUUUGAUUCUAUGGACUGCCGGGAGCAACUGCGUCUGCCAUUUACAGACACUGCUCCUUCUGUUCUUCACUGCCCCAUUGCAGAGUAGCUGAAUGAAGCUUACAGACCAUUAAUGGCCCAUGGAGCACAGUUGGAGAAUCCCUGCUUUAGAGAAGGUGCCGUCUUCAUUGUGGGUUUUGCAAUACAGUAAGCCUGCAACUUGGGAUGCGGGUGGCACUGUGGGUUAAACCACAGAGCCUAGGGCUUGCUGAUCAGAAGGUCGGCGGUUUGAAUCCCCACGACGGGGUGAGCUCCCAUUGCUUGGUCCCUGCUCCUGCCAACCUAGCAGUUCGAAAGCAUGUCAAAGUGCAAGUAGAUAAAUAGGUACUGCUCCGGCGGGAAGGUAAAUAGCGUUUCCGUGCACUGCUCUGGUUCGCCAGAAGUGGCUUAGUUAUGCUGGCCACAUGACCUGGAAGCUGUAGGCCGGCUCCCUUGGCCAAUAAAGCAAGAUGAGCGCCGCAACUCCAGAGUUGGCCACGACUGGACCUAAUGGUCAGGGUUCCCUUUACCUUUUUAAGCCUGCAACUUACACAAGGGUUAUAUUCCAGGGAUCGCCAAAAUCAUAUAUAGUGAAAACAUGUUGGCUUCAAUGGUGUGUGGGAUUGCCAAAGUCUUUAUUCCCAGAUUCCUGCUCCCUUUCCUCCCCGCUUUUAAAAAUUCUAACUUAUUUUUUUCUACAAGCGUGUAAAGCUGAAUGUGCACAAGUUAAAUGCGUGUAAGUUGCAGUCUUACUGUACAUGAACGUAAACUUAAGUAAGUAAUUCACUGAAUAAUAAGUCUGCAUAACUCGUUGUAUUAAUAAAUCCUGAUUGCUUGGCCGUUCCUGAUCAACGUAUGGUCGUCUUCAAUUUGCCUUCUUGGGAGUGUUUUUGGAAAGGUUCCUGCAGAAGAAUCCAUGUGGAAAACAUUAUAGAACUGAUCAUUCUUGUGGGUUCUUGAGUAAUGAGUCGGAGCCAGCAGGAAUCUAGCAGGCCUUUGCUUAAAAAUUCAAAUGAAUGACCUAUUCUGAUAUAAUAUUUUCCAUGUGGCUUUAGGCAUCAAAGCACUCCCACUAAGGAAGGCAUAACCUUAAAAACAACAACACCUAAUUGGUAGUUUUAUUUGCUGUGAUUUCUUGAGUACCUUACCAACCAGAUAAACAAGAUAAGCUUUGCAAGAGAGGAGUUGCAGGAUCAAAGCUUCUUGCCAAAGUUCAACUCUUUUGUAGGUUAAUCAACUGCCCAAUCCUUCUCAGGGAGGCUUACCUCUUAGUUGAGUUGGACUUAUUCCCAGGAGGAUAAAGAGUGCCUAGAAUUUCAGUCAAACAGUGCAAUCCUAUAUGUGUUGACUUAGAACUAAGUUCCAUCCAGAUGAAUGGGGCUUACUCCUAGGUAACUUGGGAAUAAGAUCUUAAGUAAUUCCGUGUACAAAGAGUCAGUCGCACUUUCUUGGCACUUGUAUACGCAGCAGUUUACAUGCCUGCAGUACAAUCUCAUGUUUCAACCAACAUAUGGGAAUCAUGUUACUAAAACAGAAGUUACUUCCAUGUAGAGAUCCGGUAAUGGGAAACAGCCUAUAGAACCAGAGCAGGCUGGCGGUGAAAGAAUCUUGAAAGAAUUUCAGUCUAACUUUGUGGCUUUGAAAUAUGGCAAUAGAAAAUACAUUGAAUAUUUUUGCUCUUUAUGCAUCUUAAGGAAUCUACCUUGAACAUUUUGCUUCCUUGCUUGCUACGUGUUCACAUCCCUCUUAAGAUAUCUCGUAAUCAAAUUCUGCACAAUGGUUCCUGAGAUCAAAAAAGCAGGUUUUCUUCUGUGUUUGGAUACAGUUGGGUGCCAUUUUGAAUCGUGAUGGUGGAUGGAACCCUUCAGAAUUGCUCUGAUUGUGACCACUGAUGUCAAAACUGCACUAAUUUGGGAGUUUCUUAGAAUUCCUGAGAAAUGCCUAGUAUGAGGCGGCUAGUGCAAUCGAAACAAGGAAUCGGUGUUAGAUAUUCAAGGUGAUAAUGAAGAAUGGAGGAAGGAACAUUGGGUGAAUCAAGAAAAUGAUUAGAGUGAAAGGAGAGUAAAGUCAAGAUAGAAGAAGAGAUUAAAGAAAUAAUGAAAUGUGUUUAAGCUAGUUGGAAAAAUAAAGUAGCGUAACAAGAAUGGCUGGAAGUCAAGUCACUUGGUGGGUGUCCAUGUGGGGUAGGUGUAUAGGUAUGUUGAUAUGUAUAGUAUAGCUUGGUAAUGUAGGUAUGUUUUAUGUUAUGAAAAUAAGGUAGUGUGUUGUGUAUGUGUAUUGUGUAAAUGCAAAUGUAUGUGUUUUAUAUGUUAAUAAAAAAAGAAAGAAAGAAAAAGAAUGGAGGAUGGAAAACUAAAUCAGCAGAGGGACUUACCGUAACUUUUGGACUAUCUAAUAAGGGCAGAAGGGCUGUGUACCAGCGAGAGGGAGGACCAUAGUUAGAUGCCAAAAGUUACCGCAGUUGUACUUUGAUGGUGUAUCAAUACACCUGAAGUUUAGAGUUCAGUGACAGCUGGCUGACCCUAGCUCUUACUACAGUCUGAGAAAUCUUUGUUUUAAAUAUUUCCAGGGUAGUUGACAGGUGAUGUACAGUGGUACCUCGGGUUAAGUACUUUAUUCGUUCUGGAGGUCCGUUCUUAACCUGAAACUGUUCUUAACCUGAGGUACUACUUUAGCUAAUGGGGCCUCCUGCUGCCGCCGCGCCACCGGAGCACGAUUUCUGUUCUCCUCCUGAAGCAAACUUCUUAACCUGAGGUACUAUUUCUGGGUUAGUGGAGUCUGUAACCUGACGCGUCUGUAACCUGAGGUACCACUGUAGUUGGAAAGGGACCCUAAGCAUCAUCUAGUCCAACCCCCUGCGGUGCAGAAAUACACAGCUGUCCCAUACAGGGAUUGAACCUGCAACCUUGGCAUUAUCAGCACCACACUCCAACCAACUGAGCUAUCCAGGUGAUGUAAUAAAAUCUAAAGCAACCCCCUACCACUACUAUUUAUUAUUUAUUGUUUUAUGCCUUUCCUCCAAAGAGCUCAAAACAUGGUUCUCCCCGCCCCGUUUUAUCCUCACAACAAUCCUGUGAGGUAGGAGAGGCUGAGAAAUAGGAGACUUAAGUUAAAGAAGAAAGCUGCAUAAAAGGGUACCAUAAAAUGGAAAGUUUAAAAAGCCCAGGAGAAUUUUUUUUGGAAAAUUCUUCUUUGGUGCCUGAAGUAGAUGGGCUGCAGGAGUGCCGACCCCCCCCCCCAGUGAAAAGGAAAGCUUUCCUUUUGGACUACCCAAACUCUACAGAAAUUUAUUCAUAUAUGCGACUACAGCGGCAAGAAUGUUACUUGCCCAAAAAGGGAAAGAAGAAGAAGUCCCAGCAAAAGAAGAAUGGAUACAAAAACUUAUGGAAUAUGCAGAAAUGGCAGAAAAGAAUAAGAAAUCAAGAUAACAAACUUUUUAUAAAAUAAUGGAAAUUGUUUCUUGAAUAUUUACAAAUAAAUUGUAAACAGGUAAGAACAUUGGUAGGAUUAUAAUCUGCAGUUUCAUAAGAGAAUAUAUUUAAAGUAGAGGAAUGAAUGAGUAAAUUAAGUUAAAUUGGAUAUGCAGAAAAUAUUUAAAAAUAAAUUUAAGGAACUGCAGAAAGAGGAGGAAGGAAGUCAAGUUUUGAAGUGUUAAAAUGAUUAUAGAAUUAUUGAAAUGUAUAAAAUAGAAAAUCAUAAAUUAAAAAAAAGGAGUGCCCCCUGGUGGAGAAAAUUCCAGCAGCGAGGGGCCACCAUUGAUAAGGCUCUGCCUCAAUAUUAGGAGUUUCCAGGUCUGUCAGUUCAUAUGUUGUGGAGGCAGGGUGGCGUUGGGGGAAGAGAUGAUGACUGAUGAUAAUGUGUCCCCUUGCAAUCUACCUCUGCGGUGUCCUUUUCAUCCUGCUCCUCAUGGAACUGUGCACUCUACUCUCCAGAAGCAGAUGGGGAAGAGUUAAACCUACCAGACAGCUGCGAAAACUCAGUCAGCCAUGCAAAUACUUCAUUUCACCCUGACCUUUGGCCAAACUGUGAAGUACCACUGAUGUGAGGGCAUUUCAAGAGUUUCUGCUGGGGCCCUGCUCUCUCUCUCUCUCUCUCCCUGUGUGUGAGUGAAACUUGAGUUAGCAUCCCUAACUAAGGAAAGGCACUGCUAUGGGGAAGUUCUCUGUGCCAAAGUCGGGGGCGUAAUGACAUAUUCAACCGUGAAUGCCAAAACCUCCCUCCUUCAUCCGCAAAAGGCUACCUAGUUUUAAGUGCUGUUUUUAAUGACUAUUUCUUUUUCUAAUAGGAUUGCUUCCCCCCCCCUUUGUUCUGGUUUUAUUGCAUUUGUUUUCAGGUUGCAUGCUCGUUUUUUGCUUUAAAGUGAUGUUCGUAUUUUGUUGUGAGAACUGUUUUGGUUGAAGGGCGAACCGCCAGCAUAUAGAAUGAAGAGGAUCAUUUUUUAAAAGACCGAUUCCUCCCGCCCCACCCAAAACGGCUUCCUUCUCUAGCCCCUCGCCUCCCCAUCUUUUUGCUGAUUUUUCCAUCUUUCCGGAUCGCUCCAGGCAAAGCCAGUGACGUGAAGAUCCUUGAACCCAGUGUGGGAGGUUGGGGGGGGGCGGGGAGGAAAGGGACCAUCGCAAACAGCUGGCACAAUGUCUCCCCCACCCCACUGCUAAGGGUCAGGAAGGGGGGUCCUGGCAGCAUCAAUGCCCUAUUCAUUCGCCUGGCGUCAUUGCAAGGGUGAGAGGUGGGAGGAAUGGAAUGCGAGGGCCAAAGUGUGCCAGGGAAUACAAGAGGUGCCCCUUCGGAUCACGAGGCGCAAUUGUAUUCCCAGCCAGUAGCAUAUGGGAAGGAAGGUUUUUUGCAUCAAUAGGCAACUUUGUAUGGAUUAUAUCCGGAAUAUACUGCCACAACCCCCUGCCACUGGUCGUGGCGUUACACUGGUGCUUCUUCCAGUGGUCGUUGGUGGCAGGGAGGGUGUCUGUGGACACUUGACUGAUGACCCAUCAUUGGAGCACAGCAUCAUAACCUGUCUGGAUACCCAGAGCUUCCUGAAAUGCAUCUUAAGUUGCGUCCACCUGCCAGGUAGGAGGAGAAGGAAGUGAAAAAAUGGUCGGGUCAAGCUAAGGGUGUGAACAGCAGUUGAGCUUUGGCAAGCAGGAAAGAUGGUUUUGGAUUUCAGGAUGCUAGACAGAUGCUUCUCUCUCUCUCUCUCUCUCUCUCUCUCUCUCUCUCUCCUUUUGCCUUUCCUCUAAGGAGUUCACGGUAGUGCAUCUGGCUCCCUCAAGGGCCAGCCCUAUUGUUAGGCAGAGUCAGACCGCGGUGGUUUUUGCAGGGAAAGCACUGUGGCAAAUACCAAAAAACAGUAAGUGCUUGAGCACAGACCUUUUAAGAACGGACCUGUUCCUAGACACACUGUGCGAAAGGAAGGCUGGAUGAGCCCUAACACAGCUACCCCAUCUGGAAGGUAUCUGAGUUGUGUCUGUACUUACGGCUGCUGCAAAUUAGGCUUGAAAGUCAUGCCUGCUGCAGUUGGCAGAAGUUGGUCGGGGUGUGAAUGUGCAUUGCUGAGAGAGGCGCACAUCUAGUUGUCUAGGAUUGGUUUGAUGGCCCAGGAACUCUUCUUGACCCCCUGGGGAAAGAUUUGCCAGAAGCAAUAUAACGAAGCACAUCUGCUUAUUUUGUGCGAGGACCAGGGAACUGAGCUUCCCCUGGCAAAGAAUGUGGAUUUGCUUUUUCAAACCCAGGGAAUUUGCAGCCUAGAGGCUAACGUGCUUUCCAUUGUUGCAGCGGUUCUCUGAACCUCUUCCUUUCUGUAAGCUGAGAACCAGUAAGAUCCUGCCUAUCCCUGCCCUGGAGAAAUCUAAUUAUAGGCAGCCAUCUAUUCUUUUGAAUUCACCAAAGUGGGGUAUGCUAGGCUUCCUGCUAUAUCUUUGUGCUAGGAGUAUUAGCUUUGGCUACAGUUGUUAGUCAGGAGGAGCCACAUCGCAGUGGAAGGGACCAUGAUGUGUUCUGUAUACAGGACGCUGGUUCAAUCCCAGCCACCUCCAGUUCAAAGGAUCUCUGAAUGUUUUGGUAAUGGUAUGCACAGCAACUGAAAAUGUGACUUGAAACGCAGCAGGGAGGGAGGAACAACCUCGCUGUGUUUUCAGCUGCUAACAUGUGCAUAGCUUUAGUCUCAGAGCAGACCCAUUGAAAUUAAUGGACAUGACAAGCCCAUGAAUUGCAAUGGGUGUACUCUGGAUUACUUAGUUGACUUAAACCCAUAGUUGUAGGGGGGCAUAGAUGGCUGGCUGAAAUCCCACUUACCUAAAGCACUAGAUAUAUACCCCCAGCAUGGUUAGAGUGUUGGGCUAUGACCUGGGAGACCAGGGUUCGAAUCCCCACUCAGCCAUGAAGCUCACUGGGUGACCUUGGACCAGUCACCCACUCUCAGCCUAACCUUACAUUACAGGGUUGUUUUGAGGAUGAAAUUGGGAGGAGGAGAAGCACCUUGAGUUCUUUGGAAGAUAAAGGUGCUAUAUAAAAAUGUAAUAAAUAAUAAUAGAAAUAAAUAACGGAAUCAGUAACGCCAAUGGACAGGAAUGCCAAAAGGGUGUUUUCCGACAGUCACUGUUUCUGGGUGGUAUUCAGUCACAUACGGCCCAAUUUAGGUUGCGCAGUUAAAGCUGAUUGGGAGGCCUUGUGCAACAGAUUCACCUCCCUGAAAAACCUUGCUUUUUAAUGACAAGGAAAGUGAUAGGAAAAGGCAGUGAAAAGUGUGGGGGAACAUUUGCUUUGAUGCAACGGUCAUCUUAACCUCCUUGCAAACAAAUGAAUGCCCACUGAAUAGUCAACAUCGUCUAAUAUCCCUGCUAACAAGUCGGGAUGAAUGCUCAGCAAACUAGAUGCCUAGAAAGGCUAUGAAGUUCUAAAUGUCUACAGAAGAGGGACUCAGAAAUCGCUUCCAGGGGUUAAAAGCCUCCAUUAUUAAGAAAUGCAGGCCUGAGUGUUUAACAACAAAGGGGUGAUUUAACUGUAGAAUUCUGCUGCCAAGGGAAGGGGUGGAAUUUCCCAUCUCACCAAGUUGACACUCUCUCGAAUGAGAUGCUUUUGCCAGACACAAGCAGGUGGGCUUGAUCCAAAAAUAACUAGAGGGAAUUUGCUGGCAGGGGUUGAACUGGGGAGCAGGUUUAAUGGUUUCAACACUCUAUUCUGACUUUCAGUUCAAAAAAAGAAACGAUGAAAAAGAAUAAAUGAAGCCUGCAAAAUUAACAGUGUGUGUGUGUGUGUGUGUGAGAUAUAUACUGGAAUAAACGGAAAUAUUUUAACAGGGGCUGAUUGGUGUCUCCUGCUGCUUCUAAGAAAAUUGAAUUCUGUGCCCAGGAAACUAAAAUUCGAUGCUCAGCAACUUAAGUUAGAUGAAGCAAAAGAACAUAUGUUACUACACUUAUUUUUCACAAUGCUGCUUUAUUCUAUAAUUUAAAAUGUAUUUUGGGUUUUUGUUGUUGCCAAAUCUGGAAUGGGAGGGCAUGAAAGGGAUGCAGGUGGGAGAGAGAAUGAAGAGAAAGAAAGGGAUUUGAAACCAUGUUUGUCAGAUGGGAACAAAUAAUGAAAGAAAGAAUGGAUUUUGCAUAUCUUGUCAGGAAACAUUUUGUUGUGAGGUGGGAAUAUAGUCUCAAGAGGGAGAUCAUUUAAAAACAUAUUAUGAGCUUUAUGGAUCAACCCCCAUGCACAACCUACUGAGCUGGAUAGACCAAUGUUCUGACUCAGCAGAACCCAGUUCCCUGUGUUCCUAAGCUGGUGGGAUGUGACCCACAAUUGUGUCAAGAUCUCACCCAAGUUGCAUCACACAGACAGUAGUACAGUGACCAUCUUUCUGUGGGAGGAGAAAGAGGUGGGGAAAGAAAGGAUGCCAUGAAGGAUGGUUUGGUUGAGGUUGUCAAAAGUGGGUUCCAUGAGGCUGAGGGGUUAAGCCCGGGGUCCCCGGAGAAGGUUAAAGACCUGGUGCCUUACAUUCCCCCAAAUCGCUGGGCCCAAGCUGUGGGAUUCUGGUAGUGUGAACAUCACAUGAAGCAUUCUUGCAACAAGUCAGCAUCCUCUUUUCUUUUCCAGAUCAGCAUUGGGUCAGCUGAGGACCAUGUCAGAAGGGGACCGGCCUACCAGCGGCCUGAGCCAAGCUAGCAGCACAGUCACCAUCUCUUCCGUCUCCAUGGGAACGAAGGUGAGGAAUUGGAAGUGGUCCGAGCCCUCUGGACAGGUGCUGCUUGGGCGAUAGAUAGGAUUCCAGAGAUCUUGCUUGCCUUGUCUUCCUGAGCUAAUGGGCUUUGCAGCUUCAUUUGCAAGGAACACCUGAAUAGUGUUUACCUCAGGAGUUGGCAGCUUGUGCUUUAAAAUAAACAAAUAACCAAAGCUCUUUUUCGGGAAAAGGAGAAUUCUACAAUAACCAUGUGAACAAGUCCACAACAUUUAUGAGGCUUCAAAACAUUCACAUUGGCAGAUGUAUCCCUGCAUACCUAUGUGAGGGCUUAUCCAUAUUUCCCGCUGCUUUCUCCCAGGGAAAACUGCUCUUUAGUGCCCAAUCAGAGCAAACGGGGCAGUCUGGGACAAGUGUGGAUGAGCCCUCAGUCAUUUGUGGCACAUUUGUGACCUGAAAGGAAGGGAGGAGGGGAUAAUCAUUCUUCUCUCAGUUUACAAAGGCUCUUUCUUUCUUUCUUUCUUUCUUUCUUUCUUUCCUCUGCCUUCACCCUAAGGUCCCAGGACAGGUUACAACAAUUAAAACAUAAUGUUUAAAACAGUUUAAAACAACUUACAAUCAUAGAAAUAAGUCGAGUCCUAAAAAUCCCAGGUGUCAAACGCCAGGGUAAAGAGGUACAAACCUUUAUACGGUGAAGAUGCCAGACAGUGCCGAAUUUACGUAUAAGCUAAACAAGCUAUAGCUUAGGGCUCCACUCUCUUGCCCCCCCCCAACAUAUACUUCUUCUUAAUUAUAUUUCACUAUCAAUAUACUACUUCUUAACUGUAUUUCAGUUCAACAAUUACUUUGAUAAAAUACAUAUUUUGUUAUGUGCAAAUGGCUUUAGAUACCUAUUAAAUCCAUAAAUUACCAUAUAGCAUAUAUUCAACACAAAAAACAGCGACGGUUUGUUGUUGACAAAGGACAGCUGGACAUACAAAGGGCCCCAUUACCUUCAGCAGCUUCAUCACACCUAAAUCCGGCCCUGAUGCUAGACACACUGUGGGGCAGAAGUUCCACAGUUUAGGGGUUGCCAUAGAGAAUCCCCUCUCCUGGGCUAUUUCCCCCAGCUUCUGAGGGUGAUGGAGCAACAAAAAGUACCCCCACUGCCGAUCUUAAUACCGGAGGGUGUUUGUAGGCAGUCUUUCAGGUAUUUGGGUCCUGAGUCAUGUAGGGCUUUAAAACACUAACAUGAGCACCGGGAACAAACUCAUAACCUGCGAUUAGAAGCAGGCUACCUGAAAUUCACCAUGAACUUUACUAAAGCCAGAAAUAAAUAUAUGGUUAGGGUUGAAAAGACUUGCUUGGGAGAUGGUAAUUAAAUUAAUUUGAAUGAGUUGUGAACAGCAGCUCAGAUGUCCACUGCUUAUACCAUGGGAAGCAGCUUGUUUCACCAAAAUCAGAAUGGUUUCGUAGGGAUUUGGGAUAUUUCCAUUAUUACAGUGAUAACGUAUUACACCUGAGUAUUUGAGGAACAUGAGGCAUUUUUAUUUAACUUAAUUAUAUCAGAAUUUAGAAGCCACUGUACAUUCAAGGAAUCCCCAAAUGCUGUACAGAGAGAGAAUUAUAGAACAAUACAGAUCCCAGAACUGUAAACCCAACAAGGAUUAAAAACUGCAGGAAUGUCAGAGCAAUCUUGGAAGACAAUAAAAGUUUUCAACAAAUGUCAAAAACAAUGUUGGAGCUUGCUUCACUCCUAGGGGGAAGCAAAUUCCUGAAGUCUGGUGCCACAGUGUUGAAAGCGCAGGCUCAAGUCUCAGCACGCCUUGCCACAGGGGUGUUGGGCAUCAUCAGGAGAUCUAAGUGAUUGGAAUAGGAUGUGUGUGUGGGGAGAGAGAGAACUUCUCAGACGCCCCGAUCCAGAAUCAUAUGAGGCUUCUAAAUACCAGAUUCAAAUACUUGAAUCUAGCUUGGUAGCCAAUUGGCUACUGACACAAGACAUAAGCAUAUGUAGCAAGAGGCAAUGUUUACCUUGCUCUUAAACAAUAGAUCUUGAGAUUGUCUGAGGCCAUAUGCACUCUGCCAUGAUGUAUUGGGAAUAUUCUCUUGGUCUGUUUAUGUAUAAAAUAUUUUAUGUAACAGAGACGUGGGUGGUGCUGUGGUCUAAACCACUGAGUCUAGGGCUUGCCAAUCGGAAGGUCGGCAGUUUGAAUCUCCGUGACAGGGUGCGUUCCUGUUGCUCGGUCCCAACUCCUGCCAACCUAGCAGUUCAAAAGCACACCAUAAAGUGCAAGUAGAUAAAUAGGUACCGCUCCGGCAGGAAGGUAAAUGGCAUUUCCGUGCGCUGCUCUGGUUUCGCCAGAAGCGGCUUAGUCAUGCUGGCCACAUGACCCGGAAAAACUGUCUGUGGGCAAACGUCGGCUCCCUCAGCCAGUAAAGCGAGAUGAGCGCCGCAACCCCAGAGUUGUCCGUGACUGGGCCUAACGGUCAGGGGUCCUUUACCUUUACCUAUUUUAUGUAACAUACAUUCAAUGGGGAUACUCACCACUGGCAAUGAGGCAAAUGGAUGUUUACAAGUGCCUGCUGCAUAGAUGUCUGAAGCUGUUUUAAGGGAUAUAAGAGGGAAGAAAGGAGAGACAGCACAUCCUACAUUCAUCCUGAAAUAGGCUCUAGUCCCUAGCUAACAGGACCAGUGGUCAGGGAUGGUGGGAGUUGUAGUCCCAAAACAUCUGCAGGGCCGAGUUUGCCUAUGCCUGCUCUAGUCCAGCACUGUUGAAAGCACUAUACCUUUAAAGCACUUUUGAAACAUACUCUUUCCCUCAAAAAAUUCUGGACACUGCAGUUUAUCCUUCACAGAGCUACGGUUCCCUUAACAAGCGACCGUGCCCAGAAUUAUUUGAGGGAAAGACUGAGUUUCAAAAGUGCUUUGAAGGUAUAGUACGUAGACAGCCAAUGACAACAAAUCUGUUUGUACUGAUGGUGCUACAAGGCUCUUUGCUUUUGCUGUAGUAGAUAAAUAGCAGCAUCCCUCCCAGAAAUGGCCGGUUUCUAAGUCACACUCAUAAAGAGUGCCAGUUCCUUUGGCUUACCGUCCUUUCACUUAUCACUUUCCUGCGGUAAAAAGUUUUAGGGCUGCAGCGCUUAUUCAGGUUUGGUUUCCUUUGGAAGGAGGUCACGGGAGGCCUAUUGGCAUUGUGUAAUAUUUGCAUUUGAACUGAUUUACAUAGGUGGAGGCAGGCACAGCUUCAAACACUUGAACUGAUAGGCAACAUUACAUCAGAUCUCUAGGGAGGCAGCCGGCAACCAGAGAUCACUUUUUAGAGCUCCAAACUCAGCUUUUUGUGGCUUUCCCAGUCAAGCUGAAACUGCAGACAUCUCUUCACAUAAACACCUGGAUUACAUCAUCCUUAGUCAAUGGGAUGGGAGUGGUCUGCCUCUGAUGCUUCUUUCUGUCUACAUUCCCACAACAUUCCUGCAACAGGAGACAAGGGGCUAAGUAUUUAGUUCCCUAUUACAACAUAUCUCAGGGCUAUUGACCACUCUUUUAUCAGCUUCAGGUACUGCCUCAGGGAAACCUGCCCAAUAACCCUCUUUACAGAAAUCUGAUAGGAAACCUGUUGCUUUUUUCAGGUGGGAUUUAAUCAAAUACUGGCAAAUUCAAUUUGUGCAGCUGAAGUUGAUUUGGAGCUUUUGAGCAACAAUAUCCACUUGUUCCUAAAAUUGGGCAUUUGAUGAUAAAGCAGGUCUGGAUGACCUUUGGCCUCCCAGAUGUUGCCAGACUACAACUCCCAUCAAGUCCAGAGAGUGUGGUCAGUUACCAGGGAUUAUCGGAGUUGUAGUCUUAAAACAUCUGGCAGGCUGAAGGUUCCCCACACUUGUGAUACAGGAACGUGAUUCUCACCAGGCUUGUAAAUAGCAUUAGCCCACAUUCUUCCAUUUCUUUCCUUACUUACCUCCUCCCCCUGCUGUUUGACCACUGCCAGUUUUGGAUUGUAAGCUCCUUCGGAGCAGGGACCAUGCAUAUACUGCCUAGGUAAGGCUUUGCAAUUUGUAGGGUAGUUUGUCCACCUUGCUCCCUAGCUUGCAUUCAGCUCUCACCUGUGGCUCCUAGAAGUUGUCAGCAUGUGACAGCAGCCACACAUUGUGAAGGGCUUUGAUUGGCUGGCUAAACCAGGUGAGGGUAGCCGAUGGGACUCAAAUACUAGAUGAGUUGGGGACUUCUCCUGCGUACAAAGACAGGCUCCAGCAGAUUGAGCGGACGAGACCGAUAGCAGGUCCAACGGUCAAGAAGACGGUUUCUCCCCGUGCUGCAGAGGGUAGUGAGGGGCAGAUGAGACUCAUCAGCUUGGGAAGGUAGCUCAUCUAGGAGAAUGAAAACUCUGGUCCUAAAACUCCACUGCCUUAUGAGAUAUCUUCGGGAGAAGAGAAGUAAAGCCUACACAAAUCAAGAGUCCCUAAGAUAGUUGGGUGGCGCCUUGUGCGCCUCCUUCCAGCAACUCCUGCAACCAACCUGGGACCAAACGUACCUCUCUGCUUUCCUUUGGACCACAUGAGUGAGAUGGAGAGGGGGGAGAUCUUGUUGUCUGGGCAGCCCAGGACCUCCAUGCAUGCUGCCCAGGCUUGCCACGGUUUGGCAUCACCCCACAGAGGCGCACUCCAUUGCCUUGAGACAGACCGAUGCCAACACUGAUGGCGUGCUAUUAACAACCCAGUAUUGCAUUUCACCAUUUUGUCUUCUGCAGCCACGCUCAGCCCGGCCUGUCCGGAAGGUUCACGCUUUUGGGAAGAGGGCAAACUCCAUCAAGAGAGACCCCAACUCGCCUGUCAUCAUGCGCGGAUGGCUUUAUAAACAGGUAAAAAAGUGCAUGAGGAACGAAGGGGGUUCCUUAGCUCAGAAGCAGCCAAUGUGGUUCCCUCCAGGUGUUUUCAGCCACAUCUCCUCCCAUCUGCUCCAGCCAGUGUGGCCAUUGGUCAGGAAUGAGGGGAGUUGUUACUCACAUAAUACAGAUGUUAUCACGUUGGCUAUGCAUUAGCCUGAAGGAUGAGUGGCUGAAUGUUGGCAUGGGUGGACCCAAAUAGAGCAAGGGAAGCCAGAGGCUGCUGGUGGCAUCACACGCUCAGCAUCUGUCAUUCUUGGGCAGCUGUUAGAGCUCCAGUGUUGCAGCAGCAGGGGCCACCACAGAUGAGACCAUGCUCCUCACCACCACUGUCAGCGUUGCCAACACUGCAAUAGAUCAAGAUCUUGCAGAGAUUUUGAGAUCUCGCCCAGAGUUGUCAUGAUCUUGCCCCAAAUCAAUGUUGAUGGUGGUGCCACUUAACGAGCAGCUCAAUAAAUAGCCAACGUCGUGUCAUCUCCCUGCAAGGAAAUCAGGACAAAUCUUUGAUAGAGAGGUCUUCUGGAAGUAGCCCAUGUCCUCUAGCCAGGGACAGAAUGUUUCCCCUCCAAUUAUGGCAGAAAUCCACAUGUUAGCAGCUUUACUACCAAUUCUGUACCCACUGAUAAAACAAUAUGCUUGACGUAACUAAGCAGAAUGAUCAGGGGUUCUCCUGAGAGUUGAUGCCCUGGACACCUUUGAUCUCCCUUUUUCCUUUCCUUUCCUCCUCCAGGAUAGCUCUGGUCUUAAACUCUGGAAACGGCGUUGGUUCGUCCUUUCUAAUUACUGCCUCUUCUACUACCGAGGUAAUUGGGAUUUCCCCAAGGUUCUGCCAGAGGUGGGCGGAAGUGAUGUCAUUGUGCUUUUGGAGGGAGGGCUUUUUUCAAGUCUCAGGCAAGGUAGGCUGGUCAAGCAUCGGAGGGUGUGCCUCCUUCUUCCUCCUGUUGUUUCUCAGCCAAUAACAUUCCUUAUGGUCUGUCUGGGAGCAGAGCUGGGAAAAUAUGCUGUAGGUUGGGGUGGAAAGCUCAUGGGCCUCCAGCUGUUUAUUCCUUUUACUUAUAAGCAUAUUUUUAUACUGCUGCAUCAAAAAAUACAUCAAAGUGGUUUACAACAAGAAUUUCUAUAUGUAUUCUAAAAGCCCACAUGUUCUGUAUCCAGAUCUGAAAAGGGUGUGCUGAGAAUUUGGUUGCUUUCAUUUCAUUUUCGACUCUGCUCCUUACUCUUUCUGGUGGAGGAGUUUAGCCUUAUAUAUACCCUUUUUCUUCUGAUUCCUCAGAUUUGCACAAAACCGGAUGUUAUGUUCUUUCGGUCUGUCAGAUUUGCCCAAAGCCAGAAAACUGCACAAGCAGCUAUACAGUUGCCUGGCUCUGUGCUUUUGUGUGCUUCUUGGGUGGGGGAUAUUAAAACAAAAACAAGAUGUGCACACAGCUAUCUGUUGUCAUGCCCUGUUGGCACUUAACUGGGGUGAUAGAAUCCACAAACUAGAAAGCAGGGAAAAACACAAAAGAUAACACCUGCUGGUAUGAAUAGGAAAGACCGAAAUUGUUUCUCAUAUGGAAAUUAAAAUACGUGUGGGUGUGGACUACUCCAGUGUAAUUCAAAUUCUGUGUGUGUGUGUGGAUAAACGACUAAAUAGUGCUCAGAUGCGGACAAGCUCUUUUGUCCCCCAACUUAAGACCUAUGGUUGAGAGAGAAGGCCUUGACUCUUCUCCCUACCAGCCGGACCUUAGGCAGUGGAGUGGACUGCUAGCCAGGUUUGACAGAUUAGAAUCGCUAGUUCAGGCCCCAGAGAUAUUGAGGGCCCCACAGGGCUGGAGGGGAGAUCCUGUGGCCCUUCAGACAUUAUAGGGAUCCAACUCCCAUCAGCCCUGACCCUUGGGCAGGUGGACUGGAGCUGAUAGGAAUUGGAGUCCCAACAACAUCUCAAGGGCCACACAGGGUUCUUUCCAUCUGGGCUUUAGGGAGAAGUGCAUUGAAGCGACUUCUUAGAAUCAUAGAUCUCAAGGGUCCUCUAGUCCAACCCCCCCCCCCCCCAAUGUAGGACUCUCCUGUGACUUUUUUCUUUCCUUUGGCGGAGGUGGAAAUGUGUGUGUGUGUUUGUUUUCCAGACAGCCGCGAAGAGAAAGUUUUGGGCAGCAUCCUCCUCCCCAGCUAUGAGAUCCGGACAGCGUUCUCCAAGGAGAAGAAGAACCGGCGCUUCAUAUUCAAGGUCAGUCCACCCCCCAAUGGGAUGCUUGUUUUCUUCCAAUGUCUGUUAUUUUGCUGUCACCCAAGGUCUGUUGACAGCCAUGAGUGAUAGGUGAGAGAUUCAACUUAGUUUGCAUUUGAAGGUGAACUUAAGUCCCACUGUGCAAAGCAAUAGGAGAACCCGAACAGAGUCGCCCUUCAGAAUCCGCAUUUCUGCAUAUUUUGCAAUGCACACAGUGUGUGCAUAUACUAGGGGAAAGUGUGCACGUAAAUGAAAACAGCAUAUGAAAGGGCAUUAUAUUAGGGGGAACUGCUUUGCAAAAAAUGUGUACGUGAGGCAAAAUUGCACACAAACAUACGUAUAUUAGGAGAAAAUUGCUGAAGAAUUUUCAUGAAGCCUUUUUUUUUAAAAAAAAAGAAAGCUAAUAAAUCGCAAACUAAUGUGGAAAUGUGGGGAAAUGACUGGAAAAAUGAGAAAUGGAGAGAACCAAAGCCGACAGAUUCUCUCCUCCAUUAGCCAGCCAUGCAGAAAGCCCAGCAGAAGCCCUCAAGCCCACCCUUGCCUCUGCUGUCCAGCUGUUGUCCACCAGAAUUUCUGUAUGCCUGCUGCCCCCUUGAGGAUGCAUUGGACCACUGCAAUGACCCGUCUUUUUCUUCUUUUACCUUCCAGGCCGAACAUCCUGGCAUGAGAACCUAUUAUUUCAGCGCAGACACCCAGCUGGACAUGAAUAGCUGGAUCCGCGCCAUGAACCAGUCGGCCGCCGCUGAGUGCGACUAUGGAAGCUAGUAAGGGCUGGGGACGGGUGUAUUCUACGCACAGCCCUGCGCUGGCUGGCUGGCUGGCUGUAACCUUGCCUCUGGGUUUCUGGUUUGGGGAUGGGACAUGAACCCAUCAAAAGAGGGACUGAGAAAUAGGAACUUUUGAAAGGGAAGCAAGUUCCAUUAUGGUCAGAAUCAUAGAGAGAUUAAAGGUGCAUAUUUUUAAAAAGUUUUCUGGGAGAGAGAUUCAGUUUGCUUAGGAUGGGAGACUCUUCUUCCUGUUGUGGUCCCUUGGGGAGGGGGCGUCACCGAUCAAGGACCACAUCCAGCAGCCGAGACAGACGCCCACUGUGGGGAGGAGGGCAAAGCCAAACGUAGGCAGUGUCGCUCGCCUUUCUUCCUUUCAACCAUCGCCUUCUCUCUCCUUCUGCCACUCCCGCCAUCGGCCUCUGCCUCCCCACCCAGCAGGCUGCCCAGAGAGGGACAAGUUGUUGUUGCCAGACGCCCAGACUCGUCACUUUGAGAUUAGUUUUGAAAUUAGCCCGUGGACACCCUUAUCCUGGGAAUGUGGGGUGUCUGGAUUCAUGGGUUACCCAGAAGCAAGAUGGGCGAAAUGGGGAGGUUAAGCCGUGAGUUUUUAAGCAGCCAGUUAGGUUGCAGCGCAGGCUGGUCCAUUAGGGUGAAGCAAGGCCUGGCCCCACCCAUCUCAGCCUGCCCACAGCCACUCCACAUCUGCCUGCCUGCCUUCCUUCCUUCCUUCCUUCCUGUCAUUGACUCUCUGGCGCCACCUACUGUUGGGCUCCCUACAUUCUGCCCUACCAGUCUCAACAGCCACCACUGUGAGGUUGAACGCGGGGUGGGGUUGGAGGGGGAGGAAUCUUGAUCUCAAACUCUCUGCGGGCAAAGGGGAAGGUCACUGCAGGGGAACCAGGCACCUGGGCUUUGAUACAGUCUAAAAAAAAUCUCCCCUUCUGCCCCGCCUCAGCAACCGGAGGGGUCUCCAAAGCCAGUCCCCAUCCACAUGCACCAGCUUUGAGGACGUCACGCUCACACAGAACGACUACGCCAAAAGCGCAGAAUCCCUGGAGAUCGCCCGUCUCUCGGAGGCACACGACGGGGAGGCCUCGUCGUCCGACAGCCUCCACGUGCAGGACAGUCAGCAGGGGACUCCGCGGCUCGGGAGGACGUCGUUGUGCAGCUCGCUCAACGGCGGAUACAGCCACAUAAGGAAAGAGCAACCAGAUUUAAGGUAAGUUGGUGGGUGGAGAGGGAGGGAGGGAGGGAGGGAAGAACCAGUUUUCCACCAGGGGGCGCCGUGGGGAGCUAAUGAUGAUUGGCUCCCACAGGUGCUGUUGGGGCGGGACUUGGAUUGUCAUGUUUGUUGUUUGAUUCUGUGCCUUCCUAUUUUCUUCCCUCUGUUUCCAUUGGCAGCUCCCUGUCUUCCCAGACUCACGGAAGCCCCUCGCCCGUCAUCCACCCCAAGCUCUCCUCCCGGCCGCGAUCCCCCUCCGAGAGCCCCACGCCUUCCUCCCCAUCCCGGACCCCUCAGCCUUCCCCUCUGCUUUCCAUCCGCUCCUCUCGUUCCUACUCCCUCCCCCUGACGCCUGCCGAAUCACCUCAGAUACCCGACGCCCGCCAGUCGCCCCCUCGCGCCCGCAGGAAGCCCCCGAGAGCUGCUGCCGCUGCCGCACAGGCCAUCUCCUGCGAGGACCUGUCCUCCGCGGCCUCCCCAAGGGGUCUCGGGCGCCCCAACACCCCCAUGGGGCGUGUGGACAUUGCCCCCGGCGAGGGCCCUCCCAACAACCCCUACGCCACGCUGUCGCCCGCCACCAGGGGGCGCACCCUGACGCCUGCUGAUCGGUAUGACGUGUUCCCCUCCUCCGAAGACCCCUAUGGCAGGCGUUACGCCCGGAGCCCUCACCACAGCAGGGCCCGGCCCGUGGGCGAGGAAGGCCUGGCGCCCACAUUGGCAAGGCAGCUGCCGCCCAGCAGAGUAAGUAGAGGCUGCGGCACCAGUGGGCAGGGCAGCUCUGAGUUUGGGUCUUAUCUUGACUUUGAUCCACCCAGGCGCUAACCUUUCCUUUCCUGCCAGUUUGCAGACCGAGGCUAUCUCUCCCCGCCAUCUGGGACGUCCCGUGCUCUGGUCAUGUCUCGGCUACAUGGGCGACUGGUGAGUACCGGGGGCUGCGUUCUCCAUCUUUCCCGUUCGCCAUGGUCCUCCUCUCCCUUGUCUUCCUCUCCCUGUGACACGGAAACAAAUGAGUCUGCUGGCUUGAAUGUCUCUUUCCUCGCUCGUGACCUGGGCUGUGUGUACCCUGUACUUCACGUUUCUGAAAUCCUGAGCCAAAGGAGUCUCAAUUCUGCAGCAGGAAAAGCUCGAUUCCGCAACUUGCGUAAAUUAUUCAAAUUUUGAGCUACAAACUUGCUUCCUUUAAAAAAAUGAAAAGAAUUUUUUCUUUCCAUUUUUUCCAGAAAGCUGCAUUGUGCGGCCGAUAUUAUAUUGCGCAGUCUUUCUGUGCAAUUUGUGGCAUACCCUGUUUAGGGAAGUUUUUAAUAUUUGAUGUUUUAUUGUGUUUUUAAUACUCAGUUGGGAGCCACCCAGAGUGGCUGGGGAAAACAGCCAGAUGGGCAGGGUAUGAAUAAAUAAACAAAUACUAUUACUAUUAUUAUUACAGUCAUACCUCAUGUUACGGCUGCUUCAGGUUACGUGUUUUCGGGCUGCGGACCGCGGGAAACCCGGAAGUACCGGAACGGGUGACUUCCGGGUUUCGCCACUUCACGCAUGCGCAGAAGUGCCAAAUCGCGCCUGCGCAGACGCGGCGCUUCAGGAUGUGAACACUGCGGGUUGCGGACGUACCUCCAUCACGGAUUACAUCCGUAACCUAAGGUUCCACUGUAUACCACACAGUCCUGCUCAUGAGCUUCCCUGGCUACUCUCCCUAACACUUGCCUUCCCUUUCCCUACAGAUCACUCCCCACUCUGCCUCCUCCAGCUACCUCCACCUACCACCCCUGCCCCCCCUGCCUAACCGGCCCACCCCUGGGAAAAGGACGUCCUUGGGAACCACGGUAUGUGAUUUCGUGCUUGAUCCUCCCUUGAGUCUAGGACUUAUCAAACGUUGGCUUAGCAAAAAGAAUAGGCUGGCCAGGAAAGAACAGCAGCACAUUCUCUGAGCUCUGUUUUAAUACCAAAUUGUCCUCCUGUCUGUUGUGGUUAACACUGGGCUCCACCAUUUCCCCCCGUUAGCUUAACAUUGGAUUGAACAGCCCUUGAAGUAGUUAGUCUUGAAGCCAUGGGCAACUUAUCCUGAUAAAUACGCCCUCUUAAUGCUGAACACAUAAAUGUCUUGGGCAUAUUUAAUUUUCUUUUUUUUUUAAAUAUAAUUUUUAUUAGUUUUUCCAUUUAACAAUAUAUAAUCACAUCAUUAUUAUCCACUUUGCCUCUCUAGCUCUUUCUAGCCUAUCGACUUCCUUCCCUCCCGCCUCAUGGCUUUCGAGAUUAACCUUUAUAUCAUAGCACUUUAUGCAUUUUCCAAUUCUAAUUACACUCAUUACAAAAUACCUCAAAACUUAAGUAAAUAUAAAAAGGGAGAAAAUUUCUCAUUACAAGUCUUCAGACAACCCUGCUAGUCAUGUUAAUCACUUACAGUGAUCUUUCAAUUAUCGUAUAAAUUUACUCCAGUCCUUUUGAAAUACUUGAUUGUGCUGGUUUCGGAUUCUUCCCGUCAGCUUUGCCAGUUCCGCAAAGUCCAUCAUUUUCACCUGCCACUCUUCUUUCGUUGGCACUUCUUGUUGUUUCCAUUUUGGGGCUCAAAGAAUUCUUGCUGCUGCUGUUGCAUACAUAAACAGUCUUUUAUGGGCAUAUUUAACUUUCGUGGUGCAACACGCUGGCAUUUCUCCUAGGAAACCAUGUGGGAAGUUCAGGGGCUUAUCCAGCCGUGCCUUUGCAUGCUGUUCACACCAACCAUUUCUCUGUCUUUCCAGUGCCGGACUCUGGUGCGAGAGAGGAGCAUCCAUUCUGCCGGGGGGCAGCGGUUUGAAAGCGACACUGAUGUACGCACUUCUGUUUCUUCUCAUAUCAAGGGUUCAUUUGUGUGUUGUUGUUUUUUUAAAAAAACUUAAUUUUAUUUGCAUCCAGCUUUUCAAAAGACAACUGUUGUUUUUUGCAAAGUGACUUAGGAAGCAUAGAGCGUAAACAUCACUUUGAGCAGGGGCAGGGGAACCUGUGGUCCUCCAGGUAUUUACUGGACCAGGGAUGAUGGUAGUUGGUAGUUUAACAGUAUCAGGAGGGUCACAGGUCCCUGCAUCCUUGACUUACGAGUAGAUUGAGACAUUCUUUCAUUUAUGGGUGAGGGAAGAAGGAAUGCCUCAUUUAUAACACGGUGUUUGAAAGCUCAUUUUUGAAAUCUCUUGCAAAAUAAGUAACUACUUCCAAGAAAACGGGGUUGGGAUCCACUGUGGGGGUCACUGCAAAAUAAUUAACAUUAAACUGGGUUGGAAUCCACUGUAGGGUCUCUGCUCAAUGCUGAAUUUACAGAGAGUUAGUUCUACAGCUUGUUUUAUUGUCACCUGUGCAGCUGUCAAGAACACCCCCAGAUUUUUGCCACUUUCUGUUUACAUUUUCAAGCAAAAACCAACUCGGAGAAGUGCCUCUCUUCUGACACUCAAACAAAGGCUUUGUUUGAGACAUUUUACUACACACUGAAAUUGGCUAAAGGUGGAAUAAUUCCCCCCAAUAAAACUGUGUGCAUCGGUUUCAUGCUGCAACAUGUCAAUUUUCUAACAGCAUUAGAAGUCGCCUGGGGUUUUACAGGGUGGGAAAUCACCCUGUAAGUCUGGAUGUGCCCAAUGUUUUGUUGUCUUGGGUGAGGUCAGGACAGUCAAAAAAUAAAGUGCUUUUUCACACAGCGCACCGUUGGACUGUGGAACUCACUCCCACAAGAGGCAGCGAAGGCCACCAAGUUGGGAUGUUUUUAAAAGAGGAUUAGAUACAUUGAUGGAGGGCAAGGCUAUCAACACCUACUAUCCCAUGGGCAGAGUGCAGUUGUGCUCAUGUCCUGCUUGUGGGUUUUAUAUGGCCUCAUCCAGCUCUUCUUAUGGUUUUUUUUUUGAAAAAAUCUGUCUGAAUUAAUUUGGAUCUCAUUUUUAGUCCAGUAAGAAUUUGAGUUUAUUAAUUUAAAUGAUUAACUGACUGGCCUUUGGAACGCUACGUUGUUAAUAGCGUAACCCAUCUCUGAUUUGGAAGCUCUCAGAAAAAAAGAAAGAAUCUCACCAGGGCUGUCUUAAGCAUAUGCGGUGCCAGGGUGCAGGCUCUCGGGCCCUGGACUCUCAGCCUGGCGCCCCUGAGAGCCUGGCGCUCUCACAACACCAUGCCAAACAUUUGUCCCAAAGUGGGUUUGCCUGCUUUUAUAAAGCCAUGGUUGUAUGUGCCGCAGCACCCUCUGGUGGCUUCUCUUAGAAUUGCACCCCCUUUCUCCUUCUAGGCUCUCUUGACAAAACUUUGCGGCCAGGACAAGGUGCUUCGUGGUCUAGAAGAGGACACGGCACAGCUCCGGGCUGAAAAGGUAUGACUUACUUUACCCCCAUUUCCUCUUUCCCUUCCUCCUGCUAUUAAACCGGCCAUCUGAUUUAUUUUGGCUUAAGUUGAAAUGGUUGGCCCUUUUUUUUACAGGAGCGGAUUGAGAAAGCCUUGGAGGUGACACGCCUGAGGCUGGAGGAGUUUAAAGGCCAAGACGCCACGAUGGAGAAAAUCUGCUACCAGCAGAGGCAGCUGCAAGACGAACUGGUGCAAACCCGAGCUCGCCUCUGCGAUCUAGCGCUGGUGAGUUGCUUUUAUUCCCAUGCCGGGAGGCUGAGCUGAGAAAACACUGUAGCCAGGGGUGGAGGAAGGGGUGUGUGGUGGGGGCAGACCGCCCCGGGUGUCACCACAGAGGGGAUGACAAAAUGCCAGGCGGCACUCACCGCAGGGCCUGCAUCACGCCCGAGCCAUACGUCUCUCCUGGGAGAGACGCAGUGGCUUGGGCGCAUGCAGGCUCCACACUGCCCAAACGGUCUGCCCGCCGCCUCCCCCCUCAGCUGUAGGGCGGCUGAGUGGGAGGAGGCAGACAGACUCCUUGGAGGCCCCACAGAGCGUCCUGCCCCAGCUGGCCCCACCCCUGGGCACAGGGCACACACUCCGCCCCAGGCGCCCAAUCGGCUUGCUCCGCUGCUGACUGUAGCCAUAACCCCUGAAGUUUAGGUUGAAGGGCUGUGCUGAGAGAGCGAUGGGAUGCUCACAGUAGCUGUGCAGUGACUAGUUCUCGCUUAAAAAGGUAAAGGGACCGCUGAGCAUUAGGUCCAGUCAUGGCCGACUCUGGGGUUGUGGCGCUCAUCUCGCUCUAUAGGCCGAGGGAGCCAGGGUUGGCCGCAGACAGCUUCUGGGUCAUGUGGCCAGCAUGACUAAGCUGCUUCUGGCGAACCAGAGCAGCGCACGGAAACGCGUUUACCUUCCCGCUGGAGCGGUACCUAUUUAUCUACUUGCACUUUGACGUGCUUUCAAACUGCUAGGUUGGCAGGAGCAGGGACCAAGCAAUGGGAGCUCACCCUGUUGCGGAGAGUUGAACCGCCAACCUUCUGAUCGGCAAGCCCUAGGCCCUGUGGUUUAACCCUCAGCGCCACCCGUGUCCCAGUUCUCGGUUAGUUCUCGGUUAAUACUACAGAUCAGAGAUGAGGCAGAGGCUCCUUUCGGUUCCCCGUCAAAAUUCCUCCAAGUUGCAGCAAAUUGCCCCCUCUCACCUCCUUCGAAGCCAAAUUGAGAACCUGGUUGCAUGAGGAAGUCUCAUACCCCAAUUGCCUUGCAUACAGACUGGUUGGACUUUUAAGACUUUUUUCCGCACCUGAAGUUGACCCCGCAUAGAGCAGGGACUCCUGCCUUUGAUGCUAACUUUUUUCUUUCAAGCCCCUCAGCCCAAUGCUCAGGCAACACCCUCCCACUGGAGAUACACAGCAACAUUUUGCUGCUGUGCCUGCUUUUCCUUUCUAUUUGACCAAUGUUCAAAGGUGCAUGCCCGGUACUUAGAGGGCCAGAACUUCUGUGGAGAAGAAGCAGCAGGCUUACAGAGACCCCCAAGUUUACAGAAGUACAAAAAAACUUUGGGCAUAAAUGCAUAUUGGGGGCACCCUCAAGAUAACCCAACAAGGACUGAGAAUGCCCAGUGGCCACUGACUGCUGAGUGACUAUUGUUGUUGUUAGGGGGCAGUUGCACACAGAACGGUGGGUGGGAAUGGAUGGGAGCACUCCAUACUGCAAGAUUUUGUUGCAGAUCGUGUGUGUGUGUGUGUGUGUGUGUGUGUGUGUGUGUGUGUGUGUUUUCAUAAAAUAUUAGGCAGGAGGCAUUAAAAAUAGCAUCCUUCACCUGAAGCGGUAUAGCCCACCCAGGAUUCUACGACCACAUUCUGCAGCAGGGGUUUACCAGGCUUUAUCUUCAGUGAAUCAGCACUUCGUAAGGGAUCUGGAUAAGCCGCUGAGUCUUUGUUCUUCCCCAACUCAGGACAGUGAACGAGCGUGGGAGGAUUACGCCGCCUUGGAAAAUGACCUGCAGAUGGUGAAGGGCUCCUUGGAGCAUAUCCGGACUGUGGGGCACCCCCAGGUAUGUGCUCCCUAUUUCCAAACCUCUCCCUACCACUUUUUUGUGGUACUUUGCAAGCAUUCGGGCUGUGCAUAGUUGCUGCAAAAAAGUGACAAAACUCCAAAUUCUGUACUCUGAGAAGUCAGGUUUUGUAAUCUGAGGACUUUGUGCAAAUAAAGACAAUUUUGUCAACCGUGCAUACAUACAUACAUAUAUAUAUAUGUAUAAAAUCUGCCUUUCAAAUUUACCCGUAUUUUUCACUCUAUAAGACGCACCAGACCACAAGACGCACCUAGAUUUUGGAGGAGGAAAACAAGAAAAAAAAUAUUCUGAAUAUCAGAAGCCAGAACAGCAAGAGGGAUCGCUGUGCAGCGAAAGCAGCAAUCCCUCUUGCUGUUCUGGCUUCUGGGAUAGCUGCGCAGCCUGCAUUCGCUCCAUAAGACGCACACACAUUUCCCCUUACUUUUUAGGAGGGAAAAAGUCUUAUAGAGCAAAAAAUACGGUAUUUCUUUUUUUCUGCUGGGUGGGUAGGAAGAUGAGCUGUCCACCAAAUAUUAAAGUCCUCCUCUUCUGACCUGUGGAAAUCCACCUCAGUCUUAAUCCUGGCCCUGUAUUUUCUGGGAUUGAUGUCUAUGUCUGCCGCUGCCAGACAGGCUAAAAACUUAUUCAAAACUUAUUCAAAAAUGAUAAAAGGCAUUGAGUCCGUGCUUCGUAACUGCAACCUGCUCAGUAGUUGGUGAAAUAAUCCAACCCCAAAAUGGUCUUCCUCAGAAAUAAAUGGCAGGGUUGAGAUUGUGGAAUCACUGCUAGAUUGAGCUCAUGGCUCCGAUCUGGAGGUAGUGUGUGUUGGGAGGUGGUGGAAACAUGGUACCCCAGGUCCACAGCUCAGCAGCAGAGCAUCUGUUUUACACGCACAAGGACCCAGGUUCUGCCCCUGGCAUCUCCAGGUAGGACUAAGAAAAACCCCAACCUGAACUCUUGAAGUAAAGGAGAGAGAGGGAGCUUCAGGCCAAACCUCUCUCUAUCUGUGACUCUUCCCCAGGCCACGCCCCUUACCAGACCUGCAUUGCUGAGCUGGGAAUGGAAAAGUCCUGCCCCAAAUCCCGCCCCCCCCCGCCCUGGUGUCAACAAUCCUGAGCUAUGCAGGUUGAUGGCCUGGCUUGGUUCAAAGCAGCUUCCUAUCUUUCCGCACUGAUUCCUGUUGCCUCCACCUGUCUGAUCCUUUCCUCCUUAGGACCAAGUAGCUGCCCAGCAAGAUUUGUGGAGGAUCCACGACAUCCUGGCAGGACUGAGAUCCAGCCCAGCCAACCACCACGCCCUAGAAAGCAGAAGAUCAGGUGCUGAACGCAAUACUGUCCUAGGAGCUGGGAGCCGGCAGCCCAGGAGGAGGAGGAGGAGGGAGGGGGGAUAUUUAGCAGGCGUUGCCCCUUAUGAGUCUGAACCUCUCCAUUGUAACAUCUGAACCUCUCCAUUGCAGGUGUGUCUCCAGCUACCACCCCAACCCUGGAUUCUCAUCUGGGGCCAAGCCACACAUCCCAGCAGCUUUGUGCAGGAAUGGAGGUAUGGGGUUGGUCUCUGGGUUCAAAUGGUACAGUGGCUUCACCAUCGAGACCUUUGGUUCCAAAGCACUUUGAAGUUAGGGGUUCUGUGUUUUAAUUGUGGGUGUUUUUGUAUUUCAAUAUUGGUGCCCCUGGUUUUGGUAAGCUACUUAGAAGCCCAUUUGGGCAUUAAACUCUGUGUGUGUGUGUGUGUGUGUGUGUGUGUGAGUGUGUGUGUUUAUGUACUUACUUUAUGGCUAGAUAAAAACAGUCAUACCUCAUGUUACGUUUGCUUCAGGUUGAGCGUUUUCAGGUUGUGUCCUGGAAGUACUGGAAAGGGUUACUUCCAGGUUUUGCCAUUCGUGCAUACGCAGAUGUGCAAAAUGACGUCACGCGCAUGCGCAGAAGCGGCGAAUCGCGACCCGCAUGUGUGCAGACGCACAGAUGCGACUCACGUUCUUUUCAGGUUGUGAAUGGGCCUCCGGAACGAAUCCCGUUCACAACCAGAGGUACCACUGUAAUAUUUAUUUCAUGUACACAGCUUCAUUGUAAAGACAAGCUCAAACAGUUUACAAAAAUAGGAAAAGCAACUGACAACAACAAUUUAAAACUUUCAUAAGUUAAAACAGCCGUAGACUAAAAACGGACUUAAACUUGCAUCAGCAAUCUGGGUAGGCUUGUCUAAACAAGAUUGUUUUUAGCAGGUGCUGAAAAGGGAAUAGUGAAAGUACCCGCCUGACAGCUGUCUAUCUAUAACACACACAGGCAGACGGAGGAUGCAUCACUAAUAAUGUUCACUCUUUUUCUAUGGGCGCCCGAAGGAGUUUGAACCGUCUCCUCCUCCCAAAUCCACCCUGUCCUUCCACGAAUCCACCACCAGCCACUUGCCAGCCACAGUGGGCCAGCUGGACAGCCCUCGGGCAGGGAAUCCGCCUGUAAGUUUCUGCCCCAACAGCAUCCUCAGUUCCCUCCUUGCAGCCUUGCCCACUUUCUCUUGGCAGCGACUGAAGUUCGCUGAUGUUGUGUUCUUUGCCAGCAGAGUCCACCUGCUUCCUGCAGAGGGCAACAGGGGUCAUCACGGCAGUCGGAUGCCACCAGGCGACCUCGAUACAAUUCCUCCGGGGAGCCCGCAGAGUCCGAGAAAGUGAGGGCAAAGGAUGUGGUUGGUCCAGGUAAGUGAGAUGCGGGAGGAACAUGGAUUUACGUAUAAGCUAAACAAGUUAUAGCUUAGGGCCCCACUCUCUUGGGGGCCCUCAACAAACUUAAAGAAAAAAGAUGGAUGGACAUUUCCAAAAUAUAAGAGAAAAUAAAAAAAAAUAAAACCUACAUACAGCAACAGUGUUUUGUAUUGUUUAGGCUCCUAUGAUGUAAGUAAUGGGCUGUUGGCUGCUCCCUAAAAUAUCACUGGUUUGCUGAUGUCUAAAAUAGGGUGCCUACAUUCUGCAUGGACUGGUUGCAUGGCAACAAGCUUUAGAUACCUAUUGGGUCCAUAAAUUACCACAUGGCAUAUAUUCAACUCAAAAAACAGCAACAAUUUGUUGUUGACAAAGGACAGCUGGACAUAUAAAGGGCACCAUUACCUUCAAUAGCUUAGGGCCUCAUCAAACCUAAAUCUGGCCCUGCACACACACAAGGUGCCUUCUCAGGUCUCAAGUUUCAGUGUGGGUUGACUUGGGUAGUUGACAUUUGCUUCUUAACCCAGGGUGUGUUUUGGGCACUUCUGAUUAGCGAGAAGGAUGGAUCCCUUCAUUCUUUUCACAGCUUUAGUUGUGAAACUUUGGAUGCUUUAGGUGAGAUUGGACUAGAUGACCUUCCAAGUCUCCCGAUUCUAUAAUUCUGUGAACUCUUACUUCCCUUUUGAAUUACCCACCAUUCCCUUUCCCCACCCACUUUCAGAGUACUGCUUUCCCAUUGGUCAAGCAAGGAUUCCGCCAUUAGUGCUCGCCAUUGGUGGCUUAACCUGCCCUGAUAUUGCCACAGAGUGUGGUGCAUAAGAGCUGCCUUUUGAGUUGCGUUGAGGGCCUAUCCCUGCCAGGACAGAGGUGGGAACUAGGAGAGAGAAGCAGAAAACUUGGGUUCUGCACCCUCCGAAUGAAUGCUCUGUCUCCCUCCUCCUUCGCAGAUCACGGGAGCCACAUCAGCAAACUCUGUGAAGACACUGAGCACAGCAUAAUCAAGGUACGCGGAGGACCCUCAGAAUCAUGGCAGCAGAAAAUAUAUGCAUUGCAGGGGUGUGGUGCCCCUCCAGAUCUUGUUGGACUACAACUCCCAUCAUCCCUGUCCAUUGGCUGGGCUAGGCUGUCUGGAGUUGAUGGAAGUUGGAGUGCAAGCACCUCUGGAGGGCACUGUGUUGGCUAUCCCUGUUCUAGUGCACGACAGGGGAAAGGAAGGUUUUGUUUUAUUACUUAUUAAUAUGUUUAUGCUCUGCUUUCCCUAAAAGGUUUGUAGUGGUUUGCAUUGCAAAAAAAAACACAAUUUAAGCUUCACGGCUCCUGUUGAAACUGGAGCGGCUAAUCGACAUCUUGCAGGUGGGUGGGUCUGAUCCGGGCCCCCAAGCAAUACCCCGGGCCUGACUCUUACCUAUUUCAACAGGCAGGAACCACCAAGGGAAGAAGGCUCAGAGCCAGGGGGUUAGCAGUGGGGUGAUGAUGAUGAGUGGGCAGAGGGAGAAGCCUGGGAAGAAGAGGUGGAGAGAAGUUCAGAAUCGGAUGCUGAAGCAGGAGAGGAGUCCUGCUGUUGUAGAAGCCAGGGUGUCUCCUCCUCCUGCUGUAAAAAAAAAAUUCCCUCCUCCCUGGUCUCCCAGAACCAGGAGAGGCAUUAAGAGGGAGGAAGAGAGGUUGGCUUCAUGCAGGCGCCGUCUCUGAUUGCUUGGGAAAAGCCCUGGAGAGGAAGGAACUAAUGGCUGUGAUGAGGUGGGGACUUUUACUCUCAGGAGGGACUGCUACAAUCAUUAGGCCUGAGACUCAGGCAAGACUGUGCAGAUCAUGUUCUUGCUAAUAAAUAGUUAAUUCCAACUUCGACGGUGUGAUAUACUGCUAGCUCGCUCCUGAGAAUAGAUAAGAAGGCAGGCCUCUAGGACUCUUGGGGUGUACCACGUACACUUCAGAGUCUGAGAAGGAUGGCGGGAUGCUGCGAGAGAAUGCCAGCAUGGCUGAACACUGGCAGUAGCAUAUAAGCAGUUGUUGAAAACAAAAUCCCAUUUGUGGCAAAGGGAGGGACCCGGAGACCGGCGUUGUGUUCUGGUCUGAUGCAGGAUCCCACUCAGAAAGCAGCAAGGCUGCCAGACCACAGAUAGCUCCCAGUGAGCAGCUUGCUCCGACAAAGGUUGGGAGCAGGCUGAGGCCUUGUGAGUCCAGCAGUCUGCUCGGGGGCCUGAUCCUGACUCAGCUCCCUCCCGGUGCCCCUGCUGCCUCCGACUCCGGAUCACUGCUAGAUUCAGGGGUCAUGAAUCUCAGGGUCAUGAAUGAGGUCAGGUAUCAUGAACGAGGGCUACUGGUCGGCGGCAUCUCCUAACCCCUGGUCUUGCGUCACGUCUAGGUCGUCCCCACAGAAGCGGUCGCCUCUCGCCGGCCUCGCAUGAGUGCCCAGGAGCAGCUGGACCGGAUGCAGAGGAACCAGGAGGCCAAAAGGAGAUCGGAGGCUGCCCAGCCAAACGCUCUGGGCCCCUGGCGAGACUCUCUCAAGCGCGGGUCCGGCCGGGUGGGUGAGAAGCCUUUUGGAGGGGAGGGGCCAAGAGGCAAGAGCGAGGUCUCAGCCAUCUCCUACAGGGAGGCCCCACGUCCUUGACCCUGGAUGUCUCGGGACAAGGGGUGGCGGUAUGGUCAGAAGGGCAGAUGCCUGGCGGGGAGGGGAGCUGCAUCCAGUGGGAAGUGCUUGAGGGGCUGGGUUUAUCGUUUUCCUGACAGGGAACAGGUGGGUAAUGUGGCUGGGAAACAGAUACAGUGGUACCUCUGGUUAAGUACUUAAUUCGUUCUGGAGGUCCGUUCUUAACCUGAAACUGUUCUUAACCUGAAGCAUCACUUUAACCAAAGGGGGCUCCUGCUGUUGCCGUGCCACCGGAGCACGAUUUCUGUUCUCAUCCUGAAGCAAAGUUCUUAACCCGAGGUACUAUUUCUGGGUUAGCGGAGUCUGUAACCUGAAGCGUAUGUAACCCGAGGUACCACUGUAUACCUUUGAGUUCUGUAAGAGGGAGAGGGAAAUCUCAUUGCAGCUGGAGCGUGGAAUAGGAAAGUCCCGAGAGAGAGAGAGAGAGAGAUAGAGAGAGAGAGAGCGGGCUUGGAAGGGCUGGAGCUCCUCCGGCAGUGGUGUGAGAUGCCAUGACUCUGGCCAAAGAAAGGCUGAAAUCAGGGACUCCUCCUAUUUUAUGCAGCAAAAUGGGAUUGUGUGUGUGUGUGUGUUAGAAGAGUCAUCCACAUCUUUAAUUAAAACCACAGGGAUGGUUAUUAUUUUCGCGGUGUGCUUAAGUUCCAAUUUGGGUUGGUGAACGAGGGGAAGUGCUCUGACCUAAGGGGGCCGGUGGGGCCAGAACAGCCUUGUUCAUGCCCCGUUCCCCUUCCCCAUGAUUUAAUCUCUCCUUCAGCCCCUCCCCAAUACCCCCCCUGAGCCAUCACCCAAGGAGGGCGUGCAAACUGGGGGACUCAAGCCUCCUCGAUGCCCCCCGACCCCUGAGUGGGAGCGACAGCGAGUAAUCCAGCUCUCCUACGCCCUGGCGACAGAGGCUUCGCAGCAGCGGGGGAAGCGCAUCGCAGGUACUAGGAGAGGCAGUGGUGGCUUUCCGGGGUCUGUGGGACGGGAGGGUCAGGUAGUCAGGGGGUGGGACUCAAAUCUAUUUGUCUGAAACAUUUCUAUUCUUUCUUAAUUCUCAACCUCCCCGCCCCCAAAAAAACCCCCAUCUUCCAGCUGCUGCUGGGCCUGAUGGUGUCCCUGCCCUGUCUUCUACUGGAACGCAACAAUAGCAGUAAAUGCCAAGCAGCCCACUCCAUAAUGUACCGUAUUUUUUGCUCUGUAAGACGCACCUAGUUUUUGGAGGAGGAAAACAAGAAAAAAUAAUAUUCUGAAUCUCAGAAGCCAGAACAGCAAGAGGGAUCGCUGCGCAGCGAUCCCUCUUGCUGUUCUGGCUUCUGGGAUAGCUGCGCAGCCUGUAUUUGCUCCAUAAGAUGUACACACAUUUCCCCUUACUUUUUGGGAGGGGAAAAGUGAGUCUUAGAGAGCAAAAAAUACGGUAUAUGCCAAUAUCUCCUGUUUGCUGUGUACAGAAUUCAAAUGUCCAUGUGGUUGAUGGGAAUUCUUAAUGUCGUCUUUCUCCCCAGGAAGGACCAGCUCUCACUCCUCCCUAGACGAUAUCCCUGUGUCCCAUGAAAGCCUGAACCAUCAUGGCCUCCCCGGUGACAGCCCCUCCAAAGAGCCAGAGCUCCGUGGACCUCUGCUAUCUGAGCAUGACCAAACAGCUGCUCGGAACUCAAGCUGCCACGAUAACUCCAGAAUGGCGAAUCAGGGGGCACCCCACUCAACCAAUCGAGUGCCGGGUGCUUCAGAAGCAUCCGAUUGGCCGCCGCCUCCUCUUCCCAAGGAGGCGGGCCAUUUAAAGCCCAAGACUCUGCAGUUGGAGUCGCACCUGCUGGAACCAGCCAAUGAAGAGCUGCCCCUGGUCAGUGGUCCUCCCUGGGCGGCGCCUUUGCCUCAGCCAACCAGCCAGCACCUGUCUAUCUCCAGAACAGCCAAUUGGGCAUCUGAGCAAAGCCUCGUGGGCGGGCAGGGUGCAGCCAAUGGUAGGUGCCUGAAGUGGAGGAGCGAGAGCCAGUCCCGCCAUGUGGUGGCCUGCCUUGGUGAGACAGCGCAGCCUGUCAGGGUCACCCUGGUAAAAUCCAGCUUUUAGCUCCAGAGGGUGGAGGACCAGGAUUUGGGGGGGGGGGGGGGAGUGAGGAAGCCCUGCUGCGUGGCUCCAUCUUUCUCUAACAGGGACAGGGCAGAAGAAUAAGUUCAGUCCCAUAGAGUUGGCAGGCUCAGAGCGACAGUUUCCAUAGGAAUAUGAGAAGCUGCCUUAUAACAAGUCAUGCCAUUGGUCCAUCUAGCUCAGUACUGUCUACACUGAUUGGCAGCAGCUCUCCUGCAUUUCGGGCAGGGAGUCUUUGCCAGCCCUAUCUGGAAAUGACGAGGAUUGAACCUGGAAACUUCUGCAUAGAAAGCAGAUGCUAUACCACUAAGCUAUGGCCCUUGCAAGUCUUCCACUCCUUUUUUUGUAACUCUCCAACCCUAGAUAGCAUCAUAAAAAAAACUUGUUAUAAAUCCCAGGGAUCAGAACUGCAACACCGCGCCCCCUGCUCAAAGCGCAUGCACUCACACAUAUAUGAACAUGUUACACGUGUCUUUGCGCAGAAGGACAUGAGUCUGGCAAGAUGCACCAUUCCAUCGCUAUCACGCUGACUUGCACACACAAGUUUAGGAGAGUAUCUUCGACGGGGUUCAUUGCUCUCGUCUUCUCCUCCAACAACCUUUGCAGGAUGAGAGUAGUGGGGGACUUAGACAAUGGCAUGACUGUGGAAGCACAGCCGGAAUAUGGGGGUCCUGAAUUCAAAUCCCUGAGGCAGAGUGGCAGAGUUCUCAGUUGUUCCCAGUUUGCCUCAGGAGACCGUGCCUGAGGUCAAGCUACUCGCCCAGUCUCUACAAUGAGUUGGUGGCAGAGAUGCUUCCCUUAAUGCUGUUCUGGACUAUAGCUCCCAUCUGCCCCAGCAGCAUGCUUCUGGUUGGGGUAGAUGGGAAUUGUAGUCCAAAACAGCUGGAGGGCAUCAGGUUGGAGAACGCUGCUCUAGGAUGUGGCAGGUGCAGGUAUUUAUUUAGCCCUUCCCAGGGAGAAGGCCGGGGGAAUAUUUUUUUCCUAAAGAAAUGAAGCAUCUGCGCUUAUAGAUGCAUAACUGCUAGUUUAUGAUAGGAAACACACACUCAGGCGGCCAUAUCCAUUCAUGCCCGUCUUGACACCCUGUUUGCUCCCAUCAGGGGAGCCAACUUGAAUAAAAUAUUGUGGGGGCCCAGGUAAGCCCCGCCCCACAUAAUCAGUCAAAUGAUGCAAUGCUCACACCAUUUGAAUGGGAAUGCCAAUCAACUUUGUUGGGGCCUGGGCCCCCUCAAAUAUUUUAUUGUGGGGGCUGGAGCCCCCACGGCUCCUGGGAGUGGGCUCCUAUGGCUCCCACAGAUUCACAUCCACCCAAGCCCAUUCCCUGAGGCACCCAAUACGGCUAGAGCGCCUUGCUCCAUGCAAAUUCAGCUCUCAAGCUUAAGAACUUCAGAAGUUACUGGCCUACAAAGAUGGUUUAGUUUUCUUGUUCACAAACACCUGUGGUCUUCAUCAGUGCACACGGAUUGUCAUCUUGAAAAAAAGACAACCAAUUCUUUUCUUCCAGUUUACCUUUCCUAGUUGCCUGGAGGUGUUUAGUAAUCGCCACAAGCGAUCAGAGAAGGGGCUUUGUAAAAGCCUGUGCUUUUGCAAGGCCAGUGAAUUUAGAGGGCAAGGUGAACAUCUAGGCAGGCAGAGCAGCUCCCCCCGAAGGUGAGUAGGAAACACAUCAGGUUCAUGGGUCUAGGGAAAUCUGAGUUUCCAGCAUUUAUUAGGCUACAUUUGCACAGGCCCUCCUUUACAGCAGGUGUUCAGGGUUUUCUAAUGCUCCCCAGCCCUUAGGUUGUAUAUUGGGCCAGGGUUUCUUUUUUAAGAAAAAGCACAUGCCAGCAAUCUCCCCCGCUCCGCAAAUAGUGAAUGCAUCCUCUGCCUCUGGGUGAUUCAAGUUCCUAGAAUUGUACAAUGUUGGGUGGGGAGAAAUGAAGGUGUCUAUAAUUGGAAUGUGUACAUUAGGGAAUAAGAAGGGAAAGCAGAAUGUGAAUAGCUUUAAAAGAGGAUCAGACAGAUUCAUAGAGGAGACAGCUAUCUUAUGGCUACUAGCCAUGACAGCUAAGCUUUGCCUCCACAGUCAAAGACAGUGAUGCUUCUGAAUGUCAAUGGCUGGAAAACACAGGAGGGGGAAGCGCUGUGUCACUCACAGGCUUCCGGUUGGUCACUGUGAGAAUGGGAUGCUGAACUGGCUGGGACACUGGCCUGAUCCAGCCGGGCUACUUCUCAUGUAUUUGUGGAAGGGGAACGGUUGGCCGAAGGCAGUGAUGUGAGAGGCACCGUGGAAUGCCUAUCCAAGCCAACGCAGGGGGUGGCGUAUGAAGGUUGAAAAAUUCCUGCUUAAAACAAGGCCCUCGCUUUUAUGCCAGGGCAGCCAGGAUUUGGCAAGGGUUAGGUAAGUGUGGCAGUGUGGGCUGCACAAAGCUAGGCAAGGGCACAUCCUGGAACAAAAUUGCUUGCUGGGGAGUCAGAGAGAGAGACGCAGCUCAGAGGGAAAGGGAGAGUGGAUUGGGCAAGGUGAUGGGGGGGGAAGGGGAAACUGCAAGGGAAGAAGAGGGGUUGUAUCAGAGGAGAAACAGUGGGGAGAAGGACACUGGCUGCUGCAGAAUUUGGAAGGGAGACGGGGGAUUUCAGUUGCUGAGGUGCCCAGAUAAGGUGCCCUGCCAACGCAGGCCGCUGCUCGGUGGGUUAACUGGUGAAUCGUAGCCCUGGUGGGCAGGUCCACUGCUUUGCCAAGGUGCCCUGGCCCCAACACCAGCUCUGUUGCCAGGCUUGUAACCCCACCAAGAAAUGCAACCCCUAACGUUCCUGGAUGGAGACUUCGGCAUGGUGAAUUAACAACCGGAAACCCAAAAUCAGGACUGUGAAAGCAAAAUGCUGCGACCCUGGGCCUGCCCCGGGGAGCUCAAGGGAUGCCGGAGCGACGCAGCUUGAACGAGGGAUCCCUGCGGUAACACCCACCUGCACGUCUGCCAAGGCAACUGCUGCAUCUCAGCGCUUGGGGGGGGGGGGAUUCCCUCUACGAAGACUUGCUUCUCCCCCAAAGGAGGCAGCUUCCACCUCCCUUUGCAUUUUAACACUAGCAGCUGCCUGCUCCCCAUGUGUGAAAGAUUCCAGUUCGUAUACUCAAUAAAAGAUUAACACGAUAUAUA
Messenger RNA from Podarcis lilfordi (Lilford's wall lizard), 37553 nucleotides. The record is from the annotation of a GenBank genome assembly. NCBI's taxonomy places the organism in Eukaryota, Metazoa, Chordata, Lepidosauria, Squamata, Lacertidae.